GAACUCUCAGUUUUGGUGCUGACGGAUUUUGGAUGGAUUAUAAGUUUCUCUGCAGCUCAACAGAAUAAUAUUUCAGCUGUUUCUGGUUGUCAGACAGUUUAUAGAGAGAUAAACUGUUCUUCACAAAAAUCUGAAUUUUCUUCUCUUUCUCUGAAGUUCAUCAACUCCAGACACAGAGAGCGGAACCAUCAACACGCGGCGUUUGUUUCCACGCUGACACAAACCGGCUAUGGGGGGCAGAAAACACUGCAACACAGUGUCCACAGUGUGGCCGGAGCGUGCUUUGUUUAUUUCACACCUGUAUUCCGACAAGCCACGCCCCCCGGCUCUACCAUUGGUUGGUGUUUCAGAUUGAUAAGCAUAUCAGUCUCCAGAACGGCAGUCCGCUCCUCAGUGAGAGAUAGCAGCCAAUCGCAAUGCAGGAGGCGUGUAGUCGAUAGCCAAUAGCAGUGCAGGAGGCGGAGCUUGACUGAAUACAGGUGUGGAACUAAAAGAAGAAGCGAGCUAAAGGAGAGCAGUCAGCAUGUGGAUUCUGAGCCAAAUCCUCCCCGUCCUGAAGCUCUACCUGACCGGACUGAAGGUUCUGCUCCACCAGCUGCUCCACAGAGCCUUCACCUGUCCAGUUUUGCCCCUGCAGUCAGGAAGGGUGGCGAUCGUUACGGGGGGAGCGCGAGGCCUGGGCUAUGAGGUAGCGAGAAAACUGACCAGCCUGAGGAUGCACGUUAUUAUAGCCUCGCGUGAUGAAGAGCAGGGAUUGGCUGCUGUGAAGAGGCUUCGAGGGGAGAGGAGUACAGCUCGAGUUGAUUUUGAGUUUUUGGACCUGGCCUCUCUGGACUCCGUACGCCGAUUCGUCCGCAGGUUUGAGGACCGAAAGCUUCCACUUCAUGCGCUCAUCAACAACGCGGGCAUCAUGCUGGUUCCCGAGGGGCAGACGGAGGACGGGUUCGAGCUGCACUUCGCUGUGAAUUAUCUGGGCCACGUCCUGCUGACCCGCCUGCUUCUGAGUGUGAUGGUGCGCUCCGGCACGGAGAAAACACACUCCAGAAUCAUCAGCAUCUGCUCCGCCGCUCACUACACGUCCCGCGCUCACCUACAGGACCUGCAGGACCUGCUGAACAGGCAGUGCUACAGUCCCCACGCUGCAUACUCCCACAGCAAGCUGGCCCAGGUCCUGUUCACUUAUCACCUUCAGCAGGAGCUCCAGUCUGCUGGUUUUCCUGUGACGGCGAGCGCUGUGGACCCGGGGAUGGUGGAUACGGACCUGUACCGUAACCUGAGCACCCCCACCCGGCUCGCCCAGCGGCUCAUAGCCCGACUGCUCUUCAGGAGCCCAUCUCAGGCUGCACACACGGCCGUCUUCGCCGCGGCGUCUCCAGAGCUGGAAGGUGUUGGGGGGUGUUACCUGUACGAGGGAAAUCGUGUCCAGUCCUCUGAAGCCUCGUACAGCGUGGAGCUUCAGACCCGGCUGUGGAGAAACACCUGCAGCCUCCUCGGACUGCCCGAGUCCCUGUUAGCGUAGCGACGGCGCUGAUUAGCGUCUGUCUGUGGAGGACGGAUCCCGGCGGGGUCAGAUCAAAGCCCUGAUUUUUGUUUUGUUUUUUGUUUCUGGAAUAUUCCCUUCAUUUCCUUUUAGUCUGUAUUACUUACUUUGUGUUGACAAUCUCUCUCCAUACCGACGGACUGUGAUUGGCUGAUGCACCCCUGCGAUGGGCGGGUUCACAGAGGGAACAUGUUUACUAGGAUUCAUUUGUCUUUUGAGAAGAAGAAGGGCUCAAUGCAUUUUGGGAGGAUUACUGGGACUUCCCCCUCCCACACUGUGACUGCACGUGAGUGUGUGUAUGAGUGUGUGUGUGUGUGUGUGUGUAAGUGAGUGUGUGUAAGUGUGUGUGUGUGUAUAAAACUGCUGUAGCUGCCCUCUGAUCUUCCAGAAGAAAAGAAUAAGCACUUUGCCUGAACAGGUACUGAACUGAACUGUGUCCGCUGUUCUCGUUAACCCCGUUGCGUCGCCCGCUGUACCGCCGUCAUCUCAACCUGCAAACACGGCGAAAUACAGCCUCCGUCUGCGUCGUCGUCUCUCUUGCAUCGUAAACUCGUCGCUCUCCUUUUUAAGAAUCUACGUUGUUCUGUGGGAUAGGAUUUUGUUUUCCACAGCAAAGCUUUGAACGAAUGUUUUGUUCAUGUUUUAAGAACUCAGAGAAGCCAUCGAGGGUCAGGCCCAACCUUAAAUCAAGCUGUUUAUUUAGAAUAUAAAGAAAAUAGAGAGAUAAAAUAAACUUUUCUAUGUUGGUCUUA
Molecule: messenger RNA, 2292 nt
Organism: Astyanax mexicanus (Mexican tetra)
Lineage: Eukaryota; Metazoa; Chordata; Actinopteri; Characiformes; Acestrorhamphidae
Product: dehydrogenase/reductase SDR family member on chromosome X
Exons: 7
Coding region: 524-1519 (331 amino acids)
Source: RefSeq, a predicted model, not a curated record